This is a messenger RNA of Ahaetulla prasina, 1518 nucleotides long. It is a transcript of the gene NR5A1, whose product is annotated as nuclear receptor subfamily 5 group A member 1. The record is from RefSeq and is a predicted model, not a curated record. Gene Ontology annotation, cellular component: RNA polymerase II transcription regulator complex. Gene Ontology annotation, molecular function: nuclear receptor activity; zinc ion binding; RNA polymerase II cis-regulatory region sequence-specific DNA binding. Lineage: Eukaryota; Metazoa; Chordata; Lepidosauria; Squamata; Colubridae. Gene Ontology annotation, biological process: regulation of transcription by RNA polymerase II; tissue development; hormone-mediated signaling pathway. Bases 1 to 1518 code for a protein of 505 amino acids. The transcript is spliced from 6 exons.
AUGGAUUAUUCGUACGACGAAGAUCUGGACGAGCUGUGUCCCGUUUGCGGGGAUAAAGUCUCGGGGUACCACUACGGGCUGUUGACCUGCGAAAGUUGCAAGGGCUUCUUUAAGAGGACGGUUCAGAACAACAAACACUACACGUGUACGGAGAGCCAGAACUGCAAGAUCGACAAGACGCAGCGGAAGAGGUGUCCCUACUGCCGUUUUCAGAAGUGCCUGGCCGUCGGGAUGCGGUUGGAAGCCGUGCGGGCCGACCGUAUGCGCGGGGGCAGGAAUAAAUUCGGCCCGAUGUACAAGCGCGACCGGGCGCUGAAGCAGCAGAAGAAGGCGCUGUUCCGGGCCAACGGCUUCAAGCUGGAGACGGCUCCGCCGCCGGGACCCCCGCCGCCGCCGCUGCCUCUGCCGCUGCCGCCGCCGCCGCCGCCGCCCCCCAUCGUCUCUCCGGUGCAGGCGGUGGACUACGGGGGUCUGCCGCCCUCCCUGCACGGCCUGGCCCACCACCAGCACCCGGCCGGCCUGGCCAAGGCUCUGCCACCCCCCAGCGCCGCUGCCAUGACGCCCAUCGAUUACGAUCGUAGCCCCUACGGGACGCCCGCGCUGGCCGCCCCCGGGCCGAUGGGUCCCGGACCCGUCUCGGGCUACCACUACCCGCCUUUCGCCAGCCGGGCCAUCAAGUCCGAGUUCCCGGAGCCUUACGCCGCCCAUCCCCACGAGGCCGCCCCGGCGUACCCCUUCCCGGAGCCUUAUCCCAGCUUCGGGGGCGGAGGAGGGUCUCCGGCUAUGGGGCUGGACGUGCCCGAGGUGAUGUUGAAGCUCCUGCAACUGGAGCCGGAGGAGGCGCAGCUGAGGGAGCGCAUCCUGACCUGCAUGCAGCAGGAUCAGAACCGAGGGCGUCCGGAGAAGCUGACGACCUUCGGACUCCUGUGCAAGAUAACAGACCAGUCCCUCUUCGCUAUGGUGGAGUGGGCCCGCAGCUGCAUCUUCUUCAAGGAACUGGAGGUUGGAGACCAGAUGAAGUUGCUGCAGAACUGCUGGAGCGAGCUGCUGGUGUUCGACCACAUUUUCCGCCAAGUCCAGUACGGGAAAGAGCACCACUUGGUGUUGGUGACAGGCCAGGAGCUGGACAUAUCGAACCUUGCCACCCAGCCGGCAUCUAUCGUGAACAACUUGGUGCUGAGAUCUCAGGAGUUGGUGCUGAACUUACACGCCCUCCAGAUAGACCGGCAAGAAUUUGUCUGCUUGAAAUUCCUGAUUCUCUUUAGCCUCGAUGUGAAGUACAUGGAAAAUUCCAGCGUGGUCAAAGAAGCUCAGGAAAAAGCCAACACGGCCCUGAUGGAAUACACCAUCUGCCAUUAUCCGCACACCAUGGACAAAUUUCGCCACUUGCUGUUCCAGCUGGCCGACAUCCGAGCCAUCAGCAUGCAGGCCGAAGAGUACCUGUACUAUAAACACAUCAACGGGGAGGUGCCCUGCAACAAUUUGCUGAUUGAAAUGCUGCAUGCUAAGCGGACUUGA